Messenger RNA from Penicillium paradoxum, 1068 nucleotides. RefSeq names its product oxidoreductase 2OG-Fe(II) oxygenase family. The record is from RefSeq and is a predicted model, not a curated record. NCBI's taxonomy places the organism in Eukaryota, Fungi, Ascomycota, Eurotiomycetes, Eurotiales, Aspergillaceae. The coding region runs from base 1 to 1068 and encodes 355 amino acids. Gene Ontology annotation, molecular function: dioxygenase activity. The transcript has 2 exons.
AUGGUCGGAAUCAAAGACGUCGAGCCUGCAAAUAUCCCAGUGAUCGAUUUCCGAAUUCUCUCGGCUGGCACCCCGCAAGAGCGCAAAGAUGCCCUCGAACAGCUAGAUGACGCAUUAAAGUCCUAUGGAUUUGUAUAUCUUUCCAAUCAUAGUGUUGGUCAGGCUAUGGUUGAUGAGGCUAUGUCAUGGUCUCGUCGCUUCUUUAGUCUCCCAAUCAAUGUCAAGAAGAUGAUCGCGCACCCUCGGAAAGCAUCUGACCAUCGAGGCUAUGUAUCUGCCGGUACUGGAAUUGUCACUCAAGGCAUCUGGGACCCUACAGAGAUCGAGAAACUGCGAGAAACUGCUCCGAUUGAGCAGAUGGAAAAUCUGGAAACCGGAAAUCCGUACCUCAGCACCGACCCAAAUGAUACUCGCGUCGCAAGAAAUCGCCUGCUGCCUGAAGAAAUCUUUCCUGGAUUUCAAUCAUUUCACCAGAAGUGGUGGGAUGUUUGUAUCGAUCAAGAACUUCAGAUCCUCCGAUUUCUAUGUGAAAUCCUUGGUAUUCCUGAUCUUGAUUACCUUGGCAAACAGCAAACGCCAGAGAUCAAUUGCAGCCAGUUUGGCUGGAAUCACUACCUGUCUACACCUCUCUUAUCAUUGCAAACAGGUUCAAAUCGUCUCAACACCCAUACCGACUUUGGCCAACUAACUCUGCUCUUUCAGGACAUGGUUGGAGGCCUUGAGAGUCACGAUCAUGACGCAGGGAUAUUUAGACCGGUACUUCCAAAGCCUGGUACGAUGAUUGUACAAGUCGGGGAUAUGUUGGAAAAGCAGUCUAACGGAAGGUGGAGGAGUGCGCUACACCACGUAACUGCUCCGCGUCACCUAAAAUACGGAAGUGCAGCAAGCGAGGAUACAGUGACUGACCGGUAUUCAAUUGGUUUCUUCGUCCACCCCGACUAUGAGACUGCCAUGGAUCCCCUUCCAGGAUGCGACAAAAAAGGAAAAUGGAGCUCUUUGGAGUGGCAUGGAGAAAAGACUGCCGGUGAAUGGCUGAUGAAAAGAGUUGCUCUUGAAUAUGAAUAUUGA